Messenger RNA from Colletotrichum karsti, 2493 nucleotides. RefSeq lists its product as uncharacterized. Gene Ontology annotation, molecular function: protein binding; ADP binding; oxidoreductase activity. Bases 1 to 2493 code for a protein of 830 amino acids. The transcript is spliced from 3 exons. The record is from RefSeq and is a predicted model, not a curated record. NCBI's taxonomy places the organism in Eukaryota, Fungi, Ascomycota, Sordariomycetes, Glomerellales, Glomerellaceae.
AUGGAAAGGUUUGCCAUUGAAACUGCCCAUGAAUACGAGUCCCCGACAGGAAACAAUCAGGAAGACGAACAGAAUCGCAACAUGGUUCUCAGGGACUUCCUCUCAGACGAAGACACCUUUGCCCAGCCAGCAACUCAGAAUUUUGUUGAUUUCGACAAGAACGACAAAAUAAAUUUGAGUAAUGCAGCCGCCGAUGCGGUAAAUAGAUACUUCGAGAGGCAGCCGGAAACCUCCAAGACCAAGCAGCACAACCUGCCUAUCCAGAACAAGAACUUCGCCGGCAGAGACCAGGACCUCCACAGCAUCGACGAACUUCUGUCCUCGGCAGCUCGAAUAUGCCUUCUCACCGGUGUUUCGGGAAUCGGGAAGACAGCUACAGCAAUUCAAUACGCAUACCGCUUCGGCGAUGAGUACUCUUACGUCUUUUGGGUGGAGGCUGAAGCACCGGGCCUCCUUGCCGAUAAAUAUGCCACGAUAGCCGAGGCUCUUGACCUAAGCCGCGAUGGUGGACAGGAUGACAACAGCAUCAUCUUCCGCGUAAGAGAGCAUCUGAUGAAAUUAGAAAAAAGAUGGUUGCUUAUACUUGACAACGCUACCACCUGGACUGACAUCAGCCCGUAUAUCACCAAGGCCUUAAUGUUAAGCAAAGGAUCUGUUCUCAUCACUACCAAAGAGAAUCCCUUCCGGGCUGCACCAAACUGGCUCCGCCAAAGUCAUGUACAACUGGGACCCUUGUCUGUAGAUCACGGACGAGAGUUUCUUCUCACCUCCAUUCAUCCGCGCGUUCGGAUUGAGGAUCUUCAUGAAGAUGAAGAUUAUGAGCUCGCGGCAAAGACCAUCAGUAUGUUGAAUGGCCUUCCUUUGGCCAUCAGCAUGGUGGUUGGGUAUGUGAAAGAGUCCGGAUGCAGUCUUGGAGAUUUCCUCGAGAUGUGGGAUGAAAAGGAGUCAAGAAGCAAGAAACCGGGCAAGACAGGCAACGUCCUUGGCAGCAGCGUCGAUAACACUGUUGAUUCCUUGUGGGAUAUUGGAAUCCGUGAGGUUCCGAGCAACAGUCGAAAACUGCUCAAUAUCAUGUCUUUUCUGAAUGCAGAUAAGAUACCGAAGAGUCUGCUGGUCGGUGAUCACGAAGAGGACUACCUAGAUUUCUUGAACGCCUCAGAAGUCUUGAGCUACAAACGAAUGAUCAAUAAGCUGAGUAGUCGCAGGCUUAUUUCCUGGAAGGAGACACCCACUGGAGAGAUUGAAUACUCUAUUCACAGAAUACUCCAGGAGAAGAUUAUGGUAGACAUGGACGACUAUAGCAUCGCCGAUGCCUUUCGCAAGACAUUUCGUCUUCUGCGAAAGAGGUUCCCACGGGCCGAUCACCAGCAGGUCCCCAAUCCAUCAAAUUGGGGAGCUUGUCAGGCAUACAUGCCUCACAUCGAGAGUUUUCACCAAACAUUCUGCCGAGAGAAGGAUAGGAUUGAGUCUCUUGCGGGUGUGAAGAAGCUUGAACUGGUGAAACUCUUCUAUGACGCGGGCUUUCAUAUCUGGUCAAGGCGUGGUACUCUCUACAACGGACAGACAAUGCUGGAGACUGCGGUCAGUCUCCUCGACUCAAUUCAGUACGAUCGAGACUCAAAGCUCCGCGCAGAUAUAAACUGUAUGCUGGGGCUCUUGAGGCUCGAGAUGAGCUGCGAGGAGCGCGUAGAAGGCGGACGUCACCUACUCGAAGCUCGCCGCAUCCGCGAGGUCAUCUCCCGGCAGCGUCCAGACGACCACGACACUGACGUGCUGUACAUGAACGCCAUCUCUGAUUACGCUCUGUGCUUGUUGAACGACCACAAGUUCGACGAGGCAGGCGAGGAAAUGCGGAAAUGUUUCGAGCGCUACAAAACAUGGGGACCGGAGUCCGACAACCCGUUCGAGAAUUCCAAAUUCUAUGGUAACUACAGCAUCGUCUUGAUGUUUCAGGGGAAGAUGGAUGAGGCCAUUCGUUCGGUGAAAGAUUGCCUCGACCUGACUCUAAAGUUCUCCGGGAAGAAGGCUCAGUGGUACCGCCGACUGUUCUUAUUGGCAUGUAUCUAUCUCCAAGUGGGAGAUCGCCAGCAGGCGUUGGAUUUGCAUCUCGAAACGUUGCAAGCCAGGGUGGAUAUUGACGGGAAGUACGAUGCGAACUUCAUUCUCAGUCUCUAUGCUGUUGGGGCCAUGUACUACCACCUGGGUAACGUGGAGGAAGCUACUGUCUGGCGACCCAUUGAAGACCCGGUCCAAGACUAUCCGUUGGCAUGCUGUGACUCCACGUCCGUCCUCGACGAGGAUCUCAUCGAGUGCGACCAUGUUCGCAGGAAGUUCAAGGGCUCCACCCUCUAUGCGCAUCAUCGCGAAGGCCAUAAGUGGUACUACCUCGGCGAGCAGCGACCGGAAGAAGCGUUGCUGAUCAAAAUGUUUGACUCAGACUCGGGCACAAAGGCUCAACGUGAGACCCAUAUUCUUUUGUGUUUCUUCAUAUGA